Sitophilus oryzae (rice weevil) is the source of this 1673-nucleotide messenger RNA. Its product is annotated as protein FAM91A1-like. The record is from RefSeq and is a predicted model, not a curated record. Lineage: Eukaryota; Metazoa; Arthropoda; Insecta; Coleoptera; Curculionidae.
UUGGCUACUGUUCUGGAAGUUGAUACAGAGUUAGUAAAGCAAGCAGUGUCUCUGUAUUGUCGUCUACAUUUUGCUAAGAAGCUAGACCCAGAAAGUGACCAAGAAAAAGCCAGAAGACACCCUUCCUGGUUGAAUGUAUCAACCAAUACCGAUAGUCCACAAGCCGACAUAACCCCCCUAACACUGACCCUAACCUCAACAGACCACGCCCUCGCGACUCCGUCCACGCCCACGACGGAUAGUCCCACCCACUCGACCAAUCACAGCAAUUCUACUGGUUUGAGGGUGGCGUUCUUGUUCGACUCGGCCUUGACGGCGUUUUUGAUGAUGGGGAACCUGUCUCCCGGCCUGAAACGUCACGCGGUGACCAUGUUUGAGGUUGGAAAACUGCAACACGAGAGUCUGGACAGUUUUUUGUGUGAAUUAGAGAAGGUAUCGGCCAUGGAUGCCGACGGUGAGGGAGAGGCUAGGAGGUUUUUCGAUCACGCCGUCAUUUUGAGAUCAACUAUUAUGGCCUUGCGGAAGCUAGAUGGUCCUGGGUUAGAUUUAGUGAGGUUAGAAAGUCUGAAUUCGUUGGACGAAGCCGCUUGUCAGAGACUGUUGAAGAGGAAAUACAGGGUGUUGAUUGCUAUGGCUCCAAUUGGUCGCGAAGUUAGGAUAUCUUCGUUCGCUGCGGGAGCUCCGCCACCUCUUCUAGGCCCCAUCCAUCCGGAGGUUAACAGUUUAUGGUUUAGACUCUUUUUGUAUCAUAUGACCGGUUACGGACCUCCCAGUUUGCUUCUGGCCAAAGGAACGGAACUUAGACGACUGCCCAGGAUGUUUUUGGGCUUUUCUAGGCUCUUGGUGACAUCUUGGCUUCACGAGCCUGCCGUGGUUCCAGUAGCGAAUUUUCUCUACGUUAAUGCUGCCUUACAGUUCGCCCCUGUGUUGAUUCAGGGUUUUGGCGUCCACGAACCUGCGGAAACCAAACUGUUACCGUUCCCAUACAAAUCAGAGGAUUCUGUAAAAAAUAAUCGUUCCAAUUCCGAUACCGAAUCAGUAUUAAAGCGCCACCCCGCUGUCACUAUUUUGACAGAUCUACUCGACUUGAACCACACCUGCGGCUACUUAACCUUCGCAAACGUGGGAGUACUCGAUUUUGGCAGAGCCGAAGGCGAAUCGGCUGAAAUUAGGUUAAAAGGAGCACCAAAACCACGACCAGGAGCUUCCAAGACCACCCAAAGCUCCAACAGCAUAUCAAACGAGAACUUCCGCUUUGAAAAGAAGGAGGAGAAUAGAUUACAGAGUCCUGUAGAGUCGCACUUCGCUCUCACGCCUGUAGAUGGCGGUAGCCACAGAUCGUCACCGACCAACGGGUUUACCAGUCAAGAUUGUACGACGUUACUUCAAGAAGAACUAGACCAAUUAGCAAUUCAGGAGAAACAGAAGCAGGCCUUGGAACAGCUCCAGAGCCCUCUGGACGAAAACGUAGGCAUUUUCAGCCGGAUACAAGAAGAACUUGACAGUCAGCAAAAAGAAGAAGAGCAGGUAGCUGAAGUUAGUGAGGAAUCAGACAGAAACAGCAGUGUUUGGACACUGCUUGAUUGUCAUUUCGGGGUUCCCCUGUUCGAUGCAGACGCCAAUACGAAAAUUUGUGAUGCUAUUGUAUCUGGAGCGCUGGCAGAAGAGAAUAG